CAUUAAAGUGAUGAUAAUAUUGUUUACAAGUGUUUUUGACCAGAAAAAGGAGAUAUUAUUGUGAAAUGAACAUAGUGAAAAAACAACAACAACAACGUGUAGAGACACUUGAGAGAAAGCUUAUUAAUUAAAUGUUAUGGUGGAAUAUGUAAACAGAUUUUAGAUUUUUUUCCUCGGUUUUCAUAUAGUUUCGUGUGAUAUGAUGGAAGAAACAGACACUAGCCACAUUUCAGGUGGCACUGAUAGAAAGAUAAAGGUCACCGUGGUCGGUGAUAGUGGCGUCGGCAAGACAUGUUUGCUAAUGGCAUUCGCUAAUAAUAAAUUUCCUGACGAGGAUAUAUGCUGUCAAAGUUUGUUUGAAAAUUCAAAAGGAACAGUAAGAGUUGGCAGCGAAGGGUCGUUUGAAGUACCAGUUACUAUGGAAACAGAGGACGGCCAAAUUGAGCUUGGCCUUACAGACACUAUUGGCACAGAAAAUUAUCGUUCCUUGCGCGAAGUGUUCGCAGCAAAUUCGGAUAUAUUUCUCGUCUGCUUUAGUGUAACCGACCCACAGACGCUUGCAAAUGUCAAAGAUAAUUGGUUGAAUGAAAUAUGUGAGUUGACUCCUGGUGCUCCUUUUAUUCUUGUGGGAACUAAAACAGAUCUCAGGGAGAACGAAGAAAUCACAGGGGCUCUUAAAGUACAAGGAAUAGAGCCCACAUCAUUAUUACAAGGAAUAAAAUUUGCAAAGCGUCUAGGUGCCAAGGAGUAUGUGGAGUGUUCCGCACUGAAUAUGAUUGGUAUAAAAAGUGUUUUCCAAAGUGUCGUCGUUACCACAGACCCUGAUCAGAGCAAGCAAAAGGCGCAAGCGAAACGAAAAAGUGGAAAUUAUAGUUGUAUUGUGUCUUGAUAUUUAUUUGAUAUGUACUUUUGCAAUUGAUGCUAUUAUAAAACGCAGCUAUUUGACUGUGGUUACCAUUUUGGCUGUGGUUUCAGUGUCACUGUAAUUUCAUCAUUAUUGCGGACGCUCUUGUGUCCCGGCUGUUUAAUAUGUAUACACAUUGAAUGGCUUGCCUACUGGCAAGCUUUUAGAUAUGUGUUAAUGACAUGACAAGAAAUAUUUUUUUCACACUCUUUCUUCAAGUUUUUGACUUAAGCGCAACAAAAUUUAGAGUUGAACUAUAGACCAGUCAAUAGCACGAACUAUGGAACGGCGAUUUAUAAAAGAAAACGUGUAACAAUAACGUCUCUUAUUUAAGCUAUUUACUGUAAUUUUGUAAUCGUGUUUAUAUUUCCCAGAAUGAACGUGAUCUUGAAUGUGUAUAAAAUGAUUUUGAAUACUAUAGCCUGAAUUUUUACCGAUUAAAAAGUCGUAGUGCAAGUUAUUGUACUAUACAAAGAAUUAUACAACAGGGCAGCGAGACAUACGCGUCACGUGAGCAUCAUCAUCCUUUACGAGAACUGCAGUACAUACAUUCAUACAUCAGUACAUACAUUCAUACAUCAAAAUCGACACAACUUGAGAAAAACGUUUUUUAUUUUAAAUACAAUUUUUUUCGCAUACGUAUGCAUCUUGAGCAACGACUCAACAGUUACUCCUCUAUAGAUGAUGUUGGAACGACUUCUUAAAACUUUAUGAUAUCAGUUAUAUCACAUUUAUGUUUUGACAACGGACAUUAGUCAGUAUUGUAUUAAAGACUUCGACAAUGACUUCAAAGUCCUUGCUUGUAUAGCGUUUUCUGUGAAUGUUUUGUUAAAUAUACAUUAGUGUUUGAAACACUUGUUUUGGCAAACUAUGCAGCCUGUCAAUACCCCAGCUAAUAUCUAAACUCUUGACAUUCCAGGCCGCAGUAAUAUGUAUACUAGUAAUAAGACACCAUUGGAAUUGUUCAUGUUAUAAGCAUAUGUUGAAAAGUAAGACAAAUCACUUUUUAUAUAUAUACUGCAAACGAAUAAACUAAAAUAAAGCUG
Messenger RNA from Mercenaria mercenaria, 1950 nucleotides. RefSeq names its product cdc42 homolog. Gene Ontology annotation, biological process: small GTPase-mediated signal transduction. NCBI's taxonomy places the organism in Eukaryota, Metazoa, Mollusca, Bivalvia, Venerida, Veneridae. Bases 200 to 889 code for a protein of 229 amino acids. The record is from RefSeq and is a predicted model, not a curated record. Gene Ontology annotation, molecular function: GTP binding; GTPase activity. The transcript is spliced from 3 exons.